Molecule: messenger RNA, 2217 nt
Organism: Formica exsecta
Lineage: Eukaryota; Metazoa; Arthropoda; Insecta; Hymenoptera; Formicidae
Product: fatty acid synthase-like
Exons: 10
Coding region: 1-2217 (738 amino acids)
Biological process (GO): fatty acid biosynthetic process
Molecular function (GO): fatty acid synthase activity; 3-oxoacyl-[acyl-carrier-protein] synthase activity
Source: RefSeq, a predicted model, not a curated record
AUGGCUGCUGACGCGCCAAAUUUCGAGCGCGUUUACCCAGAAAUACCACAACGCACAGGAAAAAUCAAUAACAUAGAGAAAUUCGAUGCAGAAUAUUUUGAUAUUUCCUUCGAUGAAGUCGCCGUGAUGGAUCCUAUGGGUAGAAUGUUAUUAGAACAUACCUAUGAAGCUAUUAUCGAUGCAGGAGUAAAUCCGAAAGAUAUACGUGGGACAAAAACUGGAGUUUUUAUCGGGGCAUGUUUUUCUGAAUCGCAAGGAAAUUGGUUUUACGAAAAAUUGCAGGUAUCAGGUCCUAUAAUUCUUGGAUGUAGCAAGGCUAUACUGGCAAAUCGAAUAUCUAACUGGUUAGGUAUAACAGGUCCGUCUUAUCAAAUCGAUAGCGCUUGCAGUUCAAGUCUCUUUGCUAUGGAGCAUGCUUAUAGAAGUAUGCGAUCGGGGGAGUGUGACGCCGCUAUCGUCGGUGGUGCAAAUCUCUGCUUACAUCCCAAUUUAUCCUUGCAAUUCGCACGACUUGGAGUUUUAUCGCUUAACGGAAUUUGUAGAUCUUUCGAUGAAAACGCAAACGGUUAUAUGCGUAGCGAAACAAUCGGUAUAGUAUACCUGCAAAAAGCAAAGAAAGCUAAGAGAAUUUAUGCAACCAUUGUGUAUGCCAAGACAAAUUGUGACGGAUACAAAGAACAAGGCAUUACUUUCCCGUCCAGCAAAAUGCAAGAAGCUUUGCUUCAAGAGUUUUACGAUGAAUGCAGUAUAUCACCAUCUUGCUUAGCUUUUAUGGAGGCUCAUGGUACCGGUACCAAAGUUGGCGAUCCGGAAGAAAUUAAUGCACUUGAGAAAGUUGUCUGCAAGAAUAGGAAGACUCCAUUGUUAAUUGGUUCUGUCAAGUCAAACUUGGGUCACUCUGAAGCUGCUGCAGGUUUAUGUCAAAUUGCUAAGGUUAUAAUUGCAAUACAAACCGGCAUAAUUCCGCCGAAUAUAAAUUUCACACAAGUACGGAAAGGUGUUAAGGCUUUUGAGGAUGGAAGUAUUCAUGUAGUGAAUACUCCAACACCAUGGAAUCCCGGUUUUGUGGGUAUUAAUUCGUUUGGCAUUGGCGGAGCCAAUUGUCAUAUUUUGCUACAAUCUAACUUGAAGCAAAAAAUUAAUGGAGGAGCGCCAAAUGAUGAUAUACCAAGACUCGUCGUUGUAUCUGGUCGUACUGAACAAGCAAUCGAAUCAUUAUUAAAUGAGAUCAAGAAUCAGCCGAUAGACGUCGAAUAUAUCCGGCUGUUGCAUGAUCUUCACGCUGACGAUAUACAAGGUCAUCCUUAUAGAGGGUACGCAAUUAUCGAAUCUAAAGCAUCGAUAAAAAUGAUGAAAGAAAUACAACAUUAUUCAGGUAAAAGAAAGCCAAUUUGUUUUGUGUUUUCCGGAAUAGGAUCGCAAUGGCCUGGCAUGGGUCAAGCGUUACUGCGAUUCCCGACAUUUUAUAAAACUGUAAAAAAGUGCGAUACUAUUUUGAGGACACAUGGAAUGCGUAUCAUUGAUGUAUUAACAAGUAAACACGAAGCAAUCUUUAACAGUAUAUUGAACUCGUUAGUUGGUAUUACUGUAAUGCAGAUCGGAUUAAUCGAUCUUUUAAAAUCCGUAAAUAUCGUGCCAGAUCAUGUUGUCGGUCAUUCGAUCGGCGAACUCUGUUGCGGAUACGUGACUGGUAAUUUUACAAUGGAACAAGUGCUUCUCUCCUCGUAUUAUAUAGGAUUGGCGUUGAGUGAAACAAAAAUAGUUCAUGGCGCCAUGGCGAACAUUGAUCUUAGUUAUGAAAAUGCUAAGAACAUAUGUCCACCGGAUAUUGAUAUAAUCUGCAAUAUGAGUCAUAAUACUUGCUCUAUAAGUGGGCCAAAAGAAUCAGUAACAGCAUUUAUAACAAAGUUACAGGACUUGUCAGUUUUUUCGAAAGGUAUUACAUUUUACAGCGUUAUGGUGGACAACUUAUUUUCAGCUACAAAGCGUGGUAUUGAACAAAAAACGGUAUUGAAUAAGAUGCUAGUCAAUGGUCUUAUUAGCGGAGCCAUCAAGCCAAUUAGCAGGAAAGUUUUCCAAAGAGACGAAGUCGAGUCUGCAUUUAGAUACAUGACAGCUGGAAGGCAUAUAGGAAAAAAAUACAAAGUGUUCCAAUAUAAUUGGAAUCUAGUCGUAGUACAACCUAUAAUAAAGGAUGAUUAUACAACAUUGAUAUAA